AUGGCUGCCGCUCCGUCCACCGCCGAAAGCGGCAUCAUCCAUGUCGGCACGCGCAGGUCGGCGCUGGCGAUGAAGCAGACCGAGAUCGUCGUUGAGGGCCUCUCCAAGGCGCGGCCUGACGUGUCGUUCGAGGUCCACAGCAUGCAGACGCUGGGCGACAAGGACCAGAUCACGGCGCUGUACAACUUUGGCGGCAAGGGCCUGUGGACAUCGGAGCUCGAGGCCAAGCUCGUGGCCAAGGAGCUCGACAUCAUCGUCCACUCCCUCAAGGACAUGCCGACAACGCUCCCGGACGGCUGCACCCUCGGCUGCGUCACCAAGCGUGAGGACCCGCGCGACGUCGUCGUCUUCAAGGCCAGCCUCGCCGAGAAGCACGGCUGGAAGGCCCUCGCGGACCUGCCCGAGGGCAGCGUCAUUGGCACCAGCAGCGUGCGCCGCAUCGCACAGCUGAAGCGCCGCUACCCAGGCCUCAAGUUCGCCGACGUGCGCGGAAACAUCGAGACGCGCCUCCGCAAGUGCGACGACCCGGAGGGCCCCUUCUCAGCCAUCAUCCUCGCGGCUGCCGGUCUGUUGCGCAUGGACUACGGCGCGCGCAUCUCGCAGUUCCUCGAGUCGGAGAACAGCGGCACCCUGCACGCCGUCGGACAGGGCGCGUUGGGCAUCGAGGCGCGCUUCGGCGACGAGCGGGUUUUGAGUGUGCUCAAGGAGCUCGAGGACAAGCCGACGAUGCUGGCCUGCGUCGCGGAGCGGAGCGUCAUGCGCACGCUCGAGGGAGGAUGCAGCGUGCCGAUCGGCGUUGAGACGACCUGGGUCGAGGACGGCAAGAAGCUGCGCCUCAAGGCGACGGUGGUGCACGUCGACGGCACGCACGGGGUGGACGCGGAGAGGAUCGAGGCGAUCACUACCGCGGAGGAGGCCGACGACUUUGGCAAGCUGGUGGCACAGGACCUGGUGGACGGAGGCGCACAACAGAUCCUCGACGACAUCAACCAAGUGCGGCCGGUGAUCAUCGGAGGCGGUGAAAGCCUUGUACUCCUCCUCGCUCAUCAGAGACUCGAGCUCCUGGACGCCGGCCUCGUCGACCUCGACCUUUGCAAUCCAGCCGCCGCCGUGAGAGUCGUCCUCGGGGACCUUGUUGAUGGUGCCGGGCUUCUCCUCGAGGCCGAGGUUGACCUGGGUGACCUUGCAGCUGAUGGGAGCGUUGAUGUCGGCGGCGCUCUUCACGGACUCGACGGCACCGAUGGCGUCGCCCUGGGCGACCUGGGCGCCCUCCUCGGGCAGCUCGACGUAGACGACGUCGCCCAGCUGCUCGGCAGCGUACUCGGAGAUACCAACGACGCCCGUCUUCUUGUCGGCGUUGAGGUCAACCCACUCGUGGUCCUUUGUGUACUUGCGUAUUAA
Molecule: messenger RNA, 1401 nt
Organism: Colletotrichum spaethianum
Lineage: Eukaryota; Fungi; Ascomycota; Sordariomycetes; Glomerellales; Glomerellaceae
Product: porphobilinogen deaminase
Exons: 2
Coding region: 1-1401 (466 amino acids)
Biological process (GO): heme biosynthetic process
Cellular component (GO): cytoplasm
Molecular function (GO): hydroxymethylbilane synthase activity
Source: RefSeq, a predicted model, not a curated record